AUGCCAGUGUCUCCACCUGGAGCUGAGGGACGGGCUCCCUGGACAGUGUUUGAUAAUAACGGCAAUGGCACUAUUAGUCUUCAAGUCUUUGGCACUGAGCUUUUCAUGUCAGGAAGACUGCUUUAUUCAUCUCCUGUUGCUGAUAACUCAAACUUUGCUUCUUUGUUCUGUAGAUUCUACAACACAAUGUGGGUGGAAGCCCAACAAAACCUCAGCCUGCUGCUCCAUCAGGAGAUGCCAGAUGUUCCUCCAAAACCUCAGAAGGAUCGCAUGGCAGUUGCUCAACAACUUGGGACCAUGUAUGUCAGAUACCUGCAGAUCUUUCGAAAUCUUGAGUUGGCCUUUGAUCAGAUGACACAUCCACAGAAGAGACGGCUGGUGAGAAUGGUCCUGGAUGGUGUCAUGGGACGCAUUUUGGAGCUAAAAGAAGAACUGGUUGAAUUGGAGAUCUCUGAAUUUCAGUAUUUUGAUGAUAUUCUGCAAGACCUGAAAAUGGGACCCGAAAGUUUGGAGAUUCCAAUCCCAAAAUAUUUCAUCAAAGAAAAAAUGAAGGUACUGAAGGAUCGGGAGCGAAUUUUAUCACAAAUCUUGGAACGUACUGGAGCUAAGGAUACAGAAAUGGUAAAGCCUUUGAAAGCAAUGUCUCUUGAUGAAGCAGUCCGUGUGAUUCAAGUGUCAGAGAGAGCCCGACAGGGGCGUUUGCGAGCCAAGUUCAUGAAAGAGAUCCACCUGGAAGAGAAGAGAGAGAGAAUGGCUAAACUUCAAGGAGAAAGGGCCCUGGAUCCUGAGAUAGCCGCACUACGUAUCCAGAAGGUCUGGCGAGGCUACAUUCAGAGGAAGAGAACCAAGCAGCAAAGAGAAGAGGAAAUGAUCUUCCUGGGCAUGGUGCCACCUGCAAAUUUCAACACUGUGAGCAUGGCGCAAAUGAUUGCCGGUAAGACAGAAACCCUUCGCACUGAACAGCAGGAGCAGCAUGAAGCCGACUUCCAGCAUGCCCUGGUGCAGAUAAUGGACACUAUAAGGGAAACAGAAGGAUUGGACAUGAAGGAAACACUUCAGGACCAGAUCCGGCAAUGGUUUAUUGAGUGCAGACAUGCUACAGGAAAAUUCCCUGACUUCCCCGAUGAAGAAGACGGCGGAUCCAAGGCUAUCUUUGCUCAGAAAACACCAGAACAGGUUGCUGCUGAGCUUGCAGCUAAAGAGGAGGCCAAGGAAAAAAAGAAAAAGGAAAAAGGAAAGGGAAAGAAAGGAAAAGAGAAGAAAAAGGAAAAAAAGGGAAAAGAUAAAGCUAAAGGAAAAAAGGGGAAAGGCGCAGACGAGGAGGAAGAACCAGGCUGGAAAAUGAAGCCAAGUGAGUUCUUGCCAGACAUAGGAUCUACACGCCACACAUAUGAAGCCGUUUGGCAAAAUCGAGAUGAGACCUGGAAUCUUCACCAGACACAUGACUCUGAGCUCAUAAAAGAAGACAAGAGGAAGGAAGUAGAAGAAGAGAUUAGGAUUCAGGUUGAUGAAUUGAUGAGACAAGAGUUACAGAACCUGAAACUGUCUGUGGACAGAGACAAAAACAAGAAGAAAAAAGGGAAAAAAGGAGGAAAGAAAAAGAAGAAAGGGAAGAAAAGUGGUAAAAGAAAGAAAAAGAAGGAAAAAGAUCUAACUCCAGACAGGACCAUUGAUUCGUUAUAUGAGGAAUUGGUUACAGAAGGUAUUCUCAUAAAACCAAAGCCUGUCAAGAUGUCAGAUUUCAUAGCUGAAUACAGUUAUUUGGGCACUACCAUACGCCAGGCUGACAUAGAGCCGAUGCCAUCCCUCAGUGAUGUCAAGCAGCUUCUAGUCUUGUACGGAGUUCUGCCUUUAGGUUGUGAAUCAGUGCAUGAGAAGGCACCAUCAGUGAAAGCCCUUCUUCUUGCAGGACCAGCGGGUGUUGGAAAAAAGAUGCUGGUCAAUGCUAUCUGCAAUGAGACGGGAGCGAACUUGUUUAAUUUAUCAGCAGCCAAUAUAGCUGGAAAAUACCCAGGCAAGAGUGGACUGCAGAUGAUGCUGCACAUGGUGCUGAAGGUUGGCCGUCAGCUGCAGCCAUCAGUCAUAUGGAUUGACGAUGCUGAGAAGACUUUUUACAAGAAAGUACCCAAGACUGAAAAGCAGUUAGAUCCCAAACGAUUGAAAAAGGCCCUUCCAAAAUUUCUGAAAUCUAUAAAAAAAGAGGAUCGGAUUGUAGUUGUGGGUACUAGUCAGAGGCCAUUUGAUGCUGAAGUGAAACCUUUCUGUAAAAUAUAUAAGAAGAUUGUAUUGGUGCCUAGGCCUGAUUAUGCUGCACGUCUAGUGUUAUGGAAGCAGUUAAUCUCUCUACGAGUAGACAGUGCAAUGUCUCUAAACUUCAGUGCCCUAGCAAAGAUCACGGAUGGAUUCACCCCUGGCCACAUGGUGCAGGCAGUGGAUACAGUGCUUAAUGAGAGACGGAUCAGGCAGCUUUCUAGCAAGUCUUUGGCAGCAUCAGAGUUUAUGGGUUCCUUAUCUCGACAAGAGCCAGUGUACAAGGAAGAGGAGGAAGCUUUCAAGAGCUGGUACUCCAAGACUCCCCUUGGGAAGAAGAAAAGCAAAGCAAUACCUGGUGCAGAGGAAGACACUGGAAAUAAAAAGGGGAAAAAGAAGAGCGCAAAGAAAGGAAAGAAGAAGUAGGAUUGUUUCUGAGGGAACCUGAUAUCGGUUCACAUUGGUCUAUUUAUGAUUACUACACUGUGAAGCCACUUUAUAUGUAUUGAAUUUUGAAUAUGUGUCACCCUAAAUGUAUCAAAAUGUAAUAAAAACUUAUCAGAGUAA
Messenger RNA from Rana temporaria (common frog), 2817 nucleotides. RefSeq names its product IQ motif containing with AAA domain 1 (gene DRC11). Gene Ontology annotation, molecular function: ATP hydrolysis activity; ATP binding; protein binding. The record is from RefSeq and is a predicted model, not a curated record. The transcript has 20 exons. Bases 1 to 2676 code for a protein of 891 amino acids. NCBI's taxonomy places the organism in Eukaryota, Metazoa, Chordata, Amphibia, Anura, Ranidae.